AUGCCCUCCUCCUACGUCAUCGCCGCCAUUUUGGCCCCCCCUAGCUCCCUCAGUCCGCCUCAGGCCCUCAGUCCUCCCUCAGUCCUCCUCAGUCCUCCUCAGUCUCGCAGUCCUCCUCAGUCCUCUCAGUCUCUCAUCCUCCUCAGUCCUCCUCAUCCCCUCUGUCCUCCUUAUCUCUCAGUCUCUCAGUCCUCCCUCAGUCUCUCAUCCUCCUCAGUCCCUCAAUCCUCCUCAGUCCUCCUCAGUCCUACAGUCCUCCUCAUCCCCUCAGUCCCCUCAGUCCCCCUCAGUCCCCUCAGUUGCCCCUCAUCCUCCUCAGUCCCUCAGUCCUCCCUCAGUCCCUCACCUCAGUUCCCUCAGUCCCCUCAAUCCUCCUCAGGCCCUCAGUCCCUCAGUCCUCCUCAGUCUCUCAGUCCUCCUCAGUCCUCCUCAGUCUCUCAUCCUCCUCAGUCUCACAGUCUCUCAGUCCUCCUCAGUCCGCCCAGUCCAUCAGUCCUCCUCAGUCCCUCAGUCCCUCAGUCCCUCAGUCCUCCUCAGUCCCUCAGUCCUCCUCAAGUCCCUCCUCAGGUCCCCUCAGACCCUCCUCUUCCCUCAGUCCCCGCAGUCCCUCCUCAGUCCUCCUCAGUCCCUCAUCCUCCUCAUCCCUCAGCUCCUCCUAGUCCUCCUCAGUCCCUCAGCCCUCCUCAGAUCCCUCAGUCCUCCUCAUUACCUCCUCAGUCCCUCAGUCCCCUAGUCUCCAGUCCUUCUCAGUCCUCCUCAGUCUCUCAGUCCUCCUCAGCCUCCUCAGUCCCUCAGUCCUCCCUCAUACCCUCAGUCCCUCCUCAUCCUCCUCAGUCCCUCCUCAGUCUCUCAGUCCUCCUCAGUCCCUCAUCCUCCUCAGUCCUCCUCAGUCUCUCAGUCCUCCCUCAGUCCGCCUCCUCAGUCUCUCAGUCCUCCUCAGUCCUCCUCAGUCCCCUCUCUCCCUUAGUCCUCCUCAGUCCUCCUCAGUCCUCCUCCAGUCCUCCUCAGUUCCCUCUGUCCCUCAUUCCCUCGUCGUCCUCCUCAGUCCCCUCAGUCCCUCAGUCCUCCUCAGUCCCUCAUCCUCCUCAGUCCCUCAGUCCUCUCAGUCCUUUCUCAGAUCCCCCCAGUCCCUCCUCAGUCCCUCUCCAUGUCCCCCCCUCCUAUCCUCAGUCCUCCCCAUUUCCCUCAGUCCCUCAUCCUCUCAGUCCCACAGUCCUCCUCAUCCUCCUCACUCUCAGUCUCUCAGUCCUCCUCAGUCCCUCAGUCCUCCCAGUCCUCCUCAUUCCCUCAGUCCCCAGUCCCUCAGUCCCUCAUCUCUCAUCCCACCUCAUCUCUGCAGUCCUCCUCAGCCUCCUCAGUCCCCUCAGUCCUCCUCAGUCCUCCUCAGCUCCGUCAGACUCUCAGUCCUCGCUCAUCCCUCAUCCUCCCAGUCCCCUCAGUCCCCUCAGUCUCUCAGUCCUCCUCAGCUCUCAGUCCUCCUCAGUCCCUCGCCCGGUGGCCUCGCUCCUCAACAGUCACUUUCACUACGGCUUCAACUCUGAGCAUCUGCAGAAGGUCGUCUCGUUCUGGAGGAAGGACUUCGACUGGAAGAAGCAAGUGGAGAAGAUCAACCAGUACUGUCACUUUAAAACCAACAUCGAAGGUCUUGAUGUCCACUACGUGCACGUGAAGCCUCAGAUGGUCCCAGAGGGCACCAGGGUCCUGCCUCUCCUCAUGGUCCACGGCUGGCCCGGAUCCUUCUAUGAGUUCUACGGGCUCCUCCCGCUCCUGACCCGGCCCACACAGGCUCAGGACUUUGUGUUCGAGGUGGUGUGUCCCUCCAUUCCUGGGUUUGGGUUUUCUGAGGCCCCCCAUCGGACAGGGUUCGACUCGGUCUGUGCCGCUCGCAUCUUCCACAAACUCAUGAAGCGUUUGGGUUCCAGUCCCUUCUACGCUCAGGGCGGAGACUGGGGCUGGUUAGUCACCACCAACAUGGCCCAGCUGCAGCCGCGGACGGUGAAAGGUUUGCAUUUGAACUUCGCUCCUCCAUCCAAGCCCGGGCUGUGGGUCGUUCUGUCCGUGAUCCUGGGACAGUACUUCCCAAAACUGUUCGGGUUCAGCCCCGUGGACCUGGAGCGUCUGUUUCCUGCGGCUCAGAAGCAACUGAUGGAACCUCUGCUGGAAUCUGGAUACAUGCACAUCCAGGCCACCAAGCCCGACACCGUGGGCCGGGCGCUCAGUGACUCCCCCGUGGGCCUGGCCGCCUACAUCCUGGAGAAGUUCUCUACGUGGACAGACAAUGAGUUCAGAAACCUGCAGGACGGAGGUCUCACCAGAAAGUUCUUGCUGGACGACCUUCUCACUAACGUCAUGAUCUACUGGACCAGCGGCUGCAUCACCUCCUCCAUGAGGUUCUACAAAGAGAACUUUAACCAGGGCCUGAACAAGCCCCAUGCCAGGAUCCCGGUGCUGGUUCCCACUGGUUUUGCCUGUUUCCCCAACGAGCUCAUGCACACUCCGGAGACGUGGGUGAAGCAGAAGUACCAGCGGCUCCUGAGCUACACGCCCAUGCCCAGGGGGGGGCACUUUGCUGCAAUGGAAGAGCCUCAACUGAUGGCAGACGACAUCAUCCAAUGGACUCAGACUCAGACCGUCAGGUGCUCUGCUCUGCUUCACACCAACAUCCACUUCAUCAAAGUAAAACUGCUCCAGGUUCAAGGCCACAGAGAUCCGGAGCCAGCGCCGAAGAUGAAUCCUCUGGAAGCCCUGAUGUCAGUGCAGCAGAGGCUCGGCUGUCGCCCCGGCAUGGAUCCACCGAGAGCGGACAGCAGCAGCAGCAGCAGCAGCAGCAGUAACAGCAGUAACAGCAGGAGUAACAACAGCAGUAACAGCAGCAGUAACAGCAGGAGCAGUCAGGCCCAGCGCUCCAAGACCAGGGCUCCUCUCGGCUCAGUGCCUCUGCCUCGGGUCCAGAGAAGUCAACACUCUCCUGAAAAUGCAGCUCGUGAAAGAAGCAGAGUUAGGAACCUGCGUCAGGCCUUUCACAGGCUGCAGGCCGCUCUGCCCGCUGUGCCCCCGGACACUAAACUCUCUAAACUCGACGUUCUUCUUUUGGCCACAAACUACAUCUCUGCUUUGUCCGAGACUCUGGACCGAGAGGGGACUAGAACCGAACUCCACCUGUCCUCACGCCACGGGGGCCACCUGCACCCGGUGAAGAAGUGGCCCAUGCGCUCCCUGCUCUACUGUGGCAGUGUGGGGGCCCGACUGCAGAAGGACCCAGGGGGGGCCACAGGGGGGGCCCCUGGAUCAGACACAGACUGA
Messenger RNA from Knipowitschia caucasica, 3303 nucleotides. The record is from the annotation of a GenBank genome assembly. NCBI's taxonomy places the organism in Eukaryota, Metazoa, Chordata, Actinopteri, Gobiiformes, Gobiidae.